AAAAAAUCUAUCCCGCAGUGCAGAUAUUUAUAUAUUUUGCUUUAAAUGCUGUAUCGCCGCUUGUGACAGUUCGUCAGGGUUGUGCCAUCUGCCUGCUCAAAUCCCUUCCCCUAAAAUGUCCCAUCGUGAGACUAUAUCUGUGCAGUGCGCUCGAGUGUAGCAGUUAGGCAGAGCUACCAGAAUCCUAAGCACCGUGAUCAAUCGUAUAUCUGGGACGGGCGAGCGCGUGCAUUCCGAGCGCCGUAGCCAAGUGUGUGGGCUGUAUAAUAGUCCACAGCCACGGAAUACGUCCCUACCCAGGCAUUUAUGUGUUUCUGCCCUCGAUACAUAAUGUUUGGACCCAAGACGCACCAUUGCUGUUGCUGCAGUCACACCACGGCUGUCGCAGGUGCACAUGCACCCACGUGCGAAUUCUGCAUGGAUUGCGCCACCACACGCAUCACGGAGUAAUCAAAGCAUCAUCUGGGCUGCAAAUCCAUUUCAAAUCCAAUUGCCUGCACUUCUGCAAACAGUAGCUGUCACAUUGAUGCACGGAAGACUCUGAAAUUGUCAUUGGGUGGCUGAUUCCUAAAAGCUGGAUGACUCUGCUUGAGAGCAUGACCCUCUGAAACCCAAUGGUCAUCUAAUUUGUUCAGGGCAUCUACUUCAGGAGAGUGAGGAAGUUUAAACAAAGGAUGUCAACCCUCUCAUUCAUCUGAAAUUUCAGGACAGCCUGUCCAUUUGCAUCUCUGCUGCUUCCACGGCACAGGGUCUGAUCCCAGGGCUGUCUUGUUGCAUGUGUGCCACUAGAUUUGGCAAGAAAUGCUGAUUUUACCCCUCAUGUCAGCAAGGCCCAGAAAGACAAAUCCAUCUUUAAUCUUCCUAAGUUCGGGAAACUACUGAUGUCACAUUGAGGCUUUCUGGAUGAUAUUCCAGUGAUAACGGCCUCCUUACAUAUUCCCCAAGCUUUGCCACUGCACUGACAUUGAGUAGCGGAUAAAAAAAACAAUCCCUGUUCACUGUUGCCUGAGUGUUGCCCGGUGAUGAAAUAUUCACACAGUAAGAGCCAGGAUUUGUACACGUGCAGAGCAAUCAAAUGCAUUCUAACACGCCAAGCUGGGUUUUUCACUGAAGCGGCACGUUAAUGUGGGGGUUUAAAUGUGGACGUGCGCUCUCUGCCUUUCCGCAUAAUGAGUCAACACACACUCGCAUUGUACGGUGGAGGUGUUUAAUCAUAAUAACUAAACAAAGUGCACUGUACCCGAGAAGGCGGAAUUCUCACUGUGGUGAAUUUAAAAUACAGAGAAACCGACUGAACCCUGUCUAUUAAAAUAUAUAUGUGUAAUCUACCAAUACCUGAAAGUUUCAGACUGCUUCUAGGAACAGAAUAAGACUUUUUUCCCCCUCCCCUAACGAAUUUAUGCGAGCCUCCUUUCAUAGUGCUCUCGUCAAUAAGCGAAGCACGGAAGCCUGCCUACGUUUGCACUGGGAGGCAUGCUAAAGAUGACGACAACCAUUGCAUUGGGCGCAUACGCAGGCUGAGUGGCUGAAGCCAAAGGAUCUUUCUUGCCCGUGACUGAUUCAAUUCAGAAAGUACGCCCUGCCACAGUUUUCACGCUUGAAUGCCCGCUCCGCAGUCUGCAGCCUUGAAUGGGAUUUAGCCUGUGUGUGAAAAGCGGGGAGCACUCACUGCUAAGUAUGGACAGCGAGAAGGGGAAUUCUGCCAUGAAGCUCUUCGUGCAUCAGCUGUCACUGACGGGAGAGGAGACCUUCAAAGUGAAGUCCUGGGCUGGGCUGUUUUCCAUCAUGCCUCAGAAGAGCCGAUGGCGGCUGCUUCUGCCUCUCCUGCUGAUGAUGACAUCUCUUGCAUCCCUGGCUCUCUGCGACUCCGCCGAUGCCGAGGACAAUGUAUAUGUGUGGCGAGCGGGUCCCUGGGGAGAGUGCGUCGGGGAAGAGUGCGGCCCAGUCGGCGUUCAGUCCCGCGCGGUGUGGUGCGCUCACGCCGAGAACUGGACCACGCUGCUGGGCAACUGCCGCGUGGAGGAGCGCCCGCCGAACCAGCGCAACUGCUUCCGCGUGUGCGAGUGGCACCGCGACCUCUUCGAGUGGGACACCGGCGAGUGGGGCAGCUGCAGGCCCCUGCUCGGCCGCGGCCCCUCGCCGCCGAGCCGCCGAUGCGAGCACAGCGAGGGCCAGCGCGGCGUGCGCACGCGGACGUUCGGCUGCGUCCAAAAGACCAACCGCUCGGCGGCGGUCGGCGACGAGGUGUGCGCGUACUUCGCCGAGCGGCCCAGCGCGGAGCAGGGCUGCGUGCUGCCUUGCCCGCGCGACUGCGUGGCGAGCGAGUGGGCGCCGUGGUCGUGGUGCCAGCGAGUGGGCAUGGGCACCUGCGGAGAGGGGUCGCGCCACCGCGUGCGGAGCGUGCUGGUGCCACCCUCGUAUGGAGGAACCAAGUGCCCCGAGCUGUCCCAAGCCGAGCCGUGCUUAGUGGAGGAAGUGUGCCCAACGGCUGAUGUAGAAGACGCGAACACCAAAAGCCAGUACCGGCUCAAGGUCGGAGCGUGGAGUGCGUGCCGCCCCAUGCCCCAGCCCAGGACCGCGCGUCACACCGACCGCCGCGUGCCCUCGUCGCUGUCCCCGGCGGCGGCGGCGGCGCCUUCGGCCGCGCCUCUGCACGCGCGCGGCGCACGCGAGGCCGCUCAGCAGGAGCAGGCCAGCCCACCUCGCUUGCGGGAGCUCCUCAAGCUGCGCCGGAGCAGAAACCGCGAGCGCAAGCAGGACGUGCGCCUGUGGGACGUGCAGCUGGGAUCCCACCGCCGCUCCGUGCUGUGCCUGGGCCGCGACGGCAAGCGCGUCGACCCGCAGUUUUGUGGGGACCCUGGCGGGCAGCCCGAGUCCCUGGAGCCGUGCGUGCUGUCGCGGGCCUGCGAGGUGGGCGAGUGGUCAGCGUGGGGCCCUUGCUCUCGCUCGUGCCGCUCGGAGGAGCCUGGCGCCGUGGGUGGGGCCGGCUUCCGAUCUCGCUCACGGCCCAUGGUGCAGGUGGCCCUGGGGGGCGGGCGGGACUGCCCGCCACUGGAGGAGGAUGCGCCCUGCAGCGCCAGUGAUCGGGAGCUGCCACCUUGUCCACGGUAUCGUUGGAGGGGCGCCGAGUGGGCCGAAUGCCGAGUGGACGCCCUGCUGAGCCAGCAGGACCGCCGGCGUGGGAACCAGACUGCGUGGUGCGGUGGGGGCAUUCAGACGCGGGACCUUUAUUGCAUCCUCGACGAUGAGAACAUAUUCUCCUACCUGAAGAGCUUGCGAGAACGUGGAGAGCUGCCUGGAAAUGAAAAAUGGAGGCCUACUAUUGUACCCUUGCUGUCUGUCCCACUGGAGAUCUCAGCUCCCAAGCCCGUGGAUGGCAGUGUGUGUCCUGCACAGCGGAGUCUGGAUGUGGGUCGCCUCUGUGACCUGCCGUGUCCCGCCGAGUGUCCUGUGUCAGCGUGGACUGCCUGGGGACCUUGUGUCCCCGAGAGCUGUGAGGAACCCCAAUCCAAGAAAGGUUUUAUGCUGCGCGAACGGAAGGUGUUGUUACCACCUUUCACCUCUGCCUCCUCUCCUUACUCCGUCUCCUCAUUGUCGGCACGGGAAUCCGGCCUGGGUGGCUGUCCCCACCUCGUGGAGGCCAUCCCUUGUGAGGACGCCCGCUGUCAUCGCUGGCAUGUAGCCGAAGUCAGCAUCUGCAUCCCCGGCAACACCAAGUGUGGCACUGGGACACAGUUCCAGCGAGUGGUCUGCUACGACCGGCAUGGCGCGGAAGCAGGGCCGGAGCUGUGCGGAGACCCGGGUUUCCCCACACAGCUGUCGUGCCUGGUGCCCUGCCCCAGCGACUGCGUGCUGAGCGAGUGGACGACGUGGUCGCCCUGCUCUCACACCUGCUCGAGCAAGAACGCGGAGGGCAAGCAGUCCCGCACGCGCUCCAUCCUCGCCUUCUCCGGAGACGGCGGACAGGACUGCCCUGGUGAGCCUGGCCUCCAGGAGUGGCGACCGUGCAACGAGUACGCCUGCACCGUUUACCACUGGCAGGCGGGGCCCUGGGGACCCUGCGCCGAGGAGCCCAGCCUCGGGGUGCAGCAGAACGCAACGGAGGGGGCGGCCGCAUCGACUGGAGAAACGGCCUGCGCUCCUGGCGUGCAGACACGCAAGGUCAUAUGCGUUCGCGUCAACGUGGGGCAAGUCAGCGCCAAGAAGUGCCCGGAGAACCUGCGCCCAGAUCCCGUACGCCGAUGCUUGGUGCUGUGCAGGAAGGACUGUGUCGUCACCCCCUAUAGUGACUGGACUCCCUGUUCUCUCACGUGCCUGCAUGAAGGGAUGCUCCCUGCCAGGCAAUCACGCUAUCGAAUGGUCGUUCAGCGAGCAGCAAACGGUGGACGAGAGUGCCCUGACGCUCUGUAUGAGGAGCGCCCCUGUGAUGUCCCUCCCUGCCCCAAGUACAGAUGGAAAACACACAAGUGGCGCCGUUGCCAGCUGGUGCCUGAUUCACUGAGGCACAGCGGUGAUGGUGCAGGGGGCACGCACGUUGGCACCCCAGAGCGCUGUGGACCCGGACUCCAGAUCAGAGCGCUGACAUGCCGCAGGGAGGACGGCGGGCAGGCUGACCCCCAGGAAUGCUUCCGUUGGGCCUCGCCAGCGCCAGGGCUCACCCAGCCAUGCCGCGUGGCAUGCCAGGACGACUGCGUGUUCACCUCCUGGUCCCGCUGGAGCCCCUGCACUGCCCCAAGCUGUGGCUUGAACCGCUCUCGAAGGCGAGCCCCCACCGGCAAGAGCAAAAAGAAGCCGCGCUGCCGGGACCUUCAGCUCUACCCGCUGCUGGAGAGCCAGCCGUGCCCGUGCGUGCACUACAGCCCCCAGCCCAUGGGGGGUUGGUCCGACUGCGUCCUGCCGGAGGGAAAGGCGGAGGCGCAGCUGGGCAUGCGGGUGACGGGAGACCUGCGCGAGUGCGGCCAGGGCACGGCGUACCGAGCGCUCGCCUGCUUCGACCAGGAGGGCAGGCUCGCCGACCUCGCGCUCUGCAGCACCGCCGACUACCAGGAGGAGUCGUGUGUGGUGCCGUGCCCGUCGGACUGCAAGCUCAGCGAGUGGUCGAGCUGGUCACGGUGCACUAAGUCUUGCGGGAGCGGCAUGAAAGUUCGCUCCAAGUGGCUGCGGGAGAAACCCUACAACAGAGGCCGACCAUGCCCGAAGCUGGAUCACGUUAAUCAGGCACAGGUGUACGAGGCCGUUCCGUGUCACAGUGAGUGCGGCCAGCAUGUGUGGAUUUCUGAGCCCUGGACUGUGUGCCAUGUGACGCGCAUCGGAGCCACUGACAGCUGUGGAGAAGGGUCACAGACGCGGACAGUUCGGUGUGUCGUGAACACAGUGGAGGGGCCUGGAGACACUGUAGACGACCCUCUUUGUGACACGGACGUGCGGCUGGACGGGGUGCGGCAGUGUCGGCUGCCUUGCCCCAAUGAGUGCGUCAUGUCAGAGUGGGGACCCUGGACCAAGUGCCCACAGCCGUGCGAUGUGGAGACGGUGCGAAUCCGCUCGCGCUUCAUCCAGCGCAUGCCGGCCGACGGCGAGACCUGCCCUGAGGACACAGAGUCAGAACACUGCGUGCUCAACCAAAACUGCUUUCACUACCGCUAUAACCUCACUGAGUGGAGCACCUGCCAGCUGAGUGAGCGUGCCGUGUGUGGACAGGGCAGCCGCACUCGCAUGCUGGACUGCGUGCGGAGCGACAGCAAGUCCGUCGACCUCAAGUACUGCGAGGCCCUGGGCUUGGAGCGACCCCGUGGCAUGGGUGAGCCGUGCUCAGUGGAGUGCUCCCUCAACUGCCAACUCUCCGAGUGGUCCGCCUGGACCUCCUGCUCCCACACCUGUGGCCUCAAUGGUUGGACGAUCAGGAGUCGAAGGGUUCUGCAGGAACCACGUGGUGAGGGCAGAUCUUGCCCUCUUCAGAUGGAGCAGAACAAGCCCUGUGCGGUCACACCCUGCUACCGCUGGCAGCUUGGAGAGUGGUCUGAAUGCAAAGUGGAGGGUGGCGACUGUGGAGAGGGCACGCGGGAGAGGAACCUCACGUGCCUGGUUCACAACGGCACGGAGCAGCAUGCAGGCGUCGGGAACGCGGUGGAGGAGGAGCUCUGUGCUGAGGCGGAGCCUGUGCUGGGUACCGAUGAGCAGCCAGGGUUGCGAGUGCCCUGCAGCGUCCCCUGUCCAGGUGACUGUCGUUUGAGUGACUGGUCAGAGUGGGGCCCAUGCCAGUUGACAUGCGAGGGAAGCGUGUCGCUGGGAGGGGUUGGAGUGCAAGCUCGGUCCCGAGCUGUCAUCGCCCUGGAUGGAGGCGAUCAGGACUCUUGUCCUGACCAGCCGUGGGAGGCCCGCGACUGUGACGAGGGAAGCUGCUACACUUAUGAGUGGAAAACCAGCCCCUGGAAAGGAGCUCAGCGGCUGGUGUGGUGUGAGCGCUCCGACGGCAUCCACGUUACAGGAGGAUGCUCACCAAUGACUCAGCCACAGUCAGUGCGAGUGUGUGAACCUCCUUGCCUCUUGCCAAACUCCUAUUGUGCUCAGGGGGGCGUGUGCCGGUGUGAGGAGGGUUACCAAGAGGUGAUGACUCCUCGGGGUCUCCUGGAGCACUGCAGCAAGUUGCAGCCCGGCCGGGACGGGGAGCCCCCGAAUGAAGGGCAGCCGGCCACCCCGGACCACGGGCCUGGAUGGGAAAACACCGAUGACCCUGGGCCAAGUGAGGUGUUGCGUACGUGGACUCUGCAGCCUUAUGGGCCAGAUGGCAGGUUGAGGACCUGGGUGUACGGGGUUUCGGCAGCGGCUCUCGUGCUCCUGGUUUUCAUUAUUUCUAUGACUUACCUCGCCUGCAAAAGACCCAAACGACAAAUGCGGCGUGUUCCAAAGAGGAAGCCUCUGCCCCUGGCAUACGAUGGGGAUGCAGACCUUUAGCCAUGGUGUCUUCAGGGACAGCAGAUUGUAGUCGCUGGAUAAAGAUAUACAAUUAAGGGAUUUGGCAGCUGAAAAUUCUGCUGGGAUGACUCGAAGUGAAGACCUCUGUCACCUGGCACAACAACUUUAAGGGCCUUCAACGGAUCUCAUUCUUCAGACGUCAUGAAAAGAAACUGCUGAUCCCGCGGCAUCCUGCUGAAGUGGUGCGACAAGUGUGUGUUCUGUCUUUUCUUGUCAGUGGGAUUAUUUUUCCAUCCUCUAUUUUACUACAAACAAGAGAAAGGACAAAAGCCAUGUGUAAAAUUAUGGUAAGCAGACCCCCAACGGGAAGAAGAUUAUUUGAUAUUAUCAAAGAAGAUGAAAAAUACAUGUGAUUGAGAUCUUUGCGAAGGCUGUCGUAACUCAAAAUCCAGUUGUGUUUAAAUCAGCAUUAAAUGGCUGAAGGCUGCAUUCUUAGCUGUAGAAAAAUCCAUAAAAUAAGUCGGAAAACCAAUAACAGAAUAUGAGCUGCCACAAACCUUAAUUAUCUCUGCAGAUUCUGCUUGUAUUUUAUAAUGAGACUUUAAAGAUGGACUCUUGUUUCCAGAACACUUGAAGCAGACAUACUUUGUCAGGUUUGACUGCCUCAUUUCCAUUUAAUUGCCCUUUUCACAGUUUCUGUUAAUCCCUAGUGAUAUGCCAGCCUUGGAUGAGCAGAAGGCCAGCUUUCCGAUGUCAACUGAUUAACUGCAAAUGCAGGAUAGUCUUAAAUGUUCAACACAGAACUCAACCGAGGACUAUUUAAAGACAAUACAAAAAGAUGAAAUGGUCGGCUUAUUGCACUACGUUAGUGCAGUCUUGGUUUGACAGUCACAAACGUCCUCUCGGAGCUCUUUACAAUGCUGCCCAUCUGCAGUGAGAGAGUGCACACAGGACUAAAACACACAAUCUGGAAACACAUCAAACUGUAUGACGGUUAAUGCUUCGUCUCAUCAUAGUCCUGUGCUGCACAUUUAUUCUGCUGGGCUCCAUAGAAAAGGGUGUCGUUGUUGUCAAUGUAUUCUCUUGGCUGCCAUGGAUAUAUUGUUUCUGUGUCUCUGAUGCAUACAUAUUUGCCAUUGUCGCAAUGUGGAGGGUAGGGCAUUGCCUUAAGAGCACCAUAUGACACUUGCAUGUGUAGUGAUGUACUCACACGGACACUCUUAGCUAUUCUCCUGUGUCACUUUAUUUUACCUCGCAUCCAGCGUGGAUGCUCCUCACUUACACUAACACACACACACCCCCUUGUUCCGAACUCCCUGCUGUACUCCGCUAUCUCUCUCUAUACUCCGCUAACUCUCUCCUGCUUCGCUCACACCUCCACCCUUGUCCCUGCCCCCAGCAGGGGAUCAGCCAACACUGCUGAGGAGGGCGAGGUCCCAGGUGUCUUCUCCCCAACUCUUGUGUAUUAAUCCCUUGAGCACCAACCAAUCACCUCCCUGUGUUGCUCCACACACUCCCUUAUAUCUCCCUCCUCAUUAGGGGUCCUCACUUACCCCCAGUAAAGCUGGUGCCUCCAGCACGUGCUUUCUCUCUCUUAUCGUCUCCAUCUCCCGCUUCUCCGGCGUCUACCCCAUGUUCCAACGCUCUGCACCUGCUCGUCGCCAGAUGCACCCGCUCAAUUAAUGCUUCUCCCCCUAAUUGCUGCCGCCUCUCUGGCGCCUGAUCCACGUCUCCCCGCUUACACCUGCCACGACCUCAGUUGCACCCUCUCUUCGCUAACCUCGUGUUACACAUCACCACCCCCCACCCCAUGAGGAAAAAAACCCAGCCAUCCCGGCUGACCUCAUAUACAACUCCAGUAACGCGCGAACCCGUGACACAGGUAACAACAAGAACCAUGAGAAGAAGAGAAAAAAGAGUACAACAAUAAUAACAGUUCUUGGGAGUGUAAAAGUGCAGUCUGUUCCGCCAAGGAUAGAACGGCGCAGCGGUCUGUGGCGCCGUCCAUCCCACGUUCCUCAACCGAACGAAAUUCUCCGGAAGCGGGUUCCAGCGGCCGGCCCGUCCCCGCGAACUGGGUCCAGCACGUCUGAAGGAGGAGAAGGGCUAGAACUGGACGAGGAGCGAUGUCCCUUCCAUGGCGAACGGUGUACUGAUGGAGGGUCACAUGGGAAUGCAACUGUCAUAACUCUCGGGUUAAACGUAACUCUCCAGGUCCAGGUUCAGUAGCGUCAGUGGCUGCGCUGUCAUUCCCUUAGAUCUCUUGCGUUUCACUCGAUGCGAGUCCACAGAGUUGUCAGUUUCGAGUUACCCUGCACUCUGGUUGAACUCCGAGUCCAGGUUCAGCGGGCACCACCACCAGCAGCCAGAGGUGGUCGGAUACGCACCACCACGUGCACACGGCUACUGGCACUGCCACCACUACCACCAGCGCCAUUUCCACCAACACUACCACCAUUCACCGCUACACAUGACCCAUCAACCUGCUCCAGAGGCCGAGGUGAUGCCGGAAAUGAAUGGAAAAUAGGUAACAAAAUCAAGGUGGCCGAGGCACCUGUGUCGAACAACACCCAGACCUGCACUCCCUGGAUAAGGCCCAUUACAUCCGACGAUCCCGCCGCGGCACCGACCACUAGAUAGGCCAAUGCACACCACUGCUCAUUGUCCCACAGUCCCGCAGCCAACGACCCAACACGGCGAGCUUCCGAUGUGACGGCAUGAAUAGUAACAGGGUGAACGGACGCGAGGUGCGAUGUGGAUGAGUGAUGGGAGGAAAACGGCCGUGUGUAUGGUGCGUCGUGACUCGCCUGUGUGCGUUGGGAAGAGGAGGUGCUAAUGCUAGAGAUUGAAGGGGGCCUGGGCAAACUACCGAAGCACAGACGGCAAUUCCUGGCGAUGUGUCCUGUCCGGCCGCAGUUGAAGCAUGCCCGCGAAGAGGGCGUAGUCGGUGGGGCACUCCCUGGUGUCCACUCGAUCGGCAACCGGCUUCCUCGCCAUUCUCCUCGUCAUUGACCUUGGGUUCAGGAUGCAUACGCUGAACUGCCAUCACUGGACUCCAAGUCCCUUUUUUCGUCAGUGCACACCAUCGCUGCAGGCCAUCCUCUGAGGCUCAGAUGAGCUUGUAUAUUUCGAGCGACUUGGAGGGACGUGAGGUCUUCAUUGUCGGCGAUGGCAAGGACAAUGCCCAGCUCCCUCGCCAGCGCCAAGAGCCGCUCCAGGGCGAGCGAGUCAAGGGCAGCUCGAUCCAUGGAGGGUCGGCCACUUGUCCGAGAGAGCGCUGCGGAACACCAGAGACGUUUCCGUGUCCGCCUGUUUCCGGAGCAGGAAUUUUGUACGGAUAUUUGAUGGUGGGUCAAAGAUUGCUGCCAUCGCGGAGCAGCCGUCGGUGAAUGAAGAACGAUCAGCCUCAGGGAUGGAGUAGAAUGUGGCCAAAGAAUCAUCAUCCAGGGCCGUCAGCAAGGCCGGUAGCGCCUCGACUGCAGACCAGUCCACCAAACAAUAUGCCGCCUCGAAGCGACGGCGGAACGCCAUCCAAUCACCCCCAGCCGCGGAGAAAGUGCUGACCGGAGGCAACCGGCGCAUCGGAGAAGGCCGCACAGUAGGCGAAGCAGCCAUAGAAUCUGGCACGGCCGCUGAAAUGGUGGGAGCCACUUCUGCCCGUGGAAUGGCGGGAAGAGUCGGCGCAUCCACCAGCGCCGCCGCCAAAGUCGUCGCCUGAGUUUCCGUCAGCUUGUCGAACAGGUAGUAACCGCUGACAGCAUCCUCUCCAUGUAGGCAGCGACGUCCCACCAACCAAAACUUGGUUCGAAGCUUUCGUGACUGCAGGAAUUAAUCUUUGGUUCUUUCGGUAAAGUCACGUAUAAAUAAGAAAUAAUAAAGUAACAUAAUAGCGUACGACGUUUCGGUUGCAACACAAGCAGCCAUCAUC
Molecule: messenger RNA, 10840 nt
Organism: Petromyzon marinus (sea lamprey)
Lineage: Eukaryota; Metazoa; Chordata; Hyperoartia; Petromyzontiformes; Petromyzontidae
Gene: THSD7A
Product: thrombospondin type 1 domain containing 7A
Biological process (GO): actin cytoskeleton organization
Cellular component (GO): plasma membrane
Source: RefSeq, a predicted model, not a curated record